Molecule: messenger RNA, 2442 nt
Organism: Protobothrops mucrosquamatus (brown spotted pit viper)
Lineage: Eukaryota; Metazoa; Chordata; Lepidosauria; Squamata; Viperidae
Gene: PPP2R5A
Product: protein phosphatase 2 regulatory subunit B'alpha
Exons: 13
Coding region: 81-1514 (477 amino acids)
Biological process (GO): protein dephosphorylation; signal transduction
Cellular component (GO): nucleus; cytosol; protein phosphatase type 2A complex
Molecular function (GO): protein phosphatase activator activity
Source: RefSeq, a predicted model, not a curated record
UUUUUGCUUUCAGUUUCCGGAGUGGAUUUUAUGCUUCAAGGAAGAAACGGGCCCGCCUGUUGUCUCUUGCGAGCCCCGCCAUGUCGACGGCGAUCACCGCCGCGGAAAAAGUGGACGGCUUCACUCGGAGGUCGGUGCGCAAGGCUCAGAAACAGAAGCGGUCGCAGGGCUCGUCGCAGUUCCGCAGCCAGAGCAGCCAGGUGGAGCUUUUCCCGCUGCCCCAGCUCAAAGAUGCCUCUUCAAAUGAACAACAAGUUCUCUUCUGUCAGAAAUUACAGCAGUGCUGUGUAUUAUUUGAUUUCAUGGACUCUGUCUCUGACUUAAGGAGCAAAGAAAUUAAAAGAGCAACACUGAAUGAAUUAGUGGAGUAUGUUUCUACAAAUCGUGGUGUGAUUACUGAAUCAGCAUAUUCAGAAAUUGUAAAAAUGAUUAGCUCUAAUAUCUUUAGAACACUUCCUCCAAGUGAAAAUCCUGAUUUUGAUCCAGAAGAGGAUGAGCCUACAUUAGAAGCUUCUUGGCCCCAUAUACAGCUGGUGUAUGAAUUUUUACUAAGGUUUUUAGAAAGUCCUGAUUUCCAACCCAGCAUUGCAAAACGUCAUAUUGACCAGAAAUUUGUACAGCAGCUAUUGGAGCUUUUUGACAGUGAAGAUCCACGAGAGCGUGACUUUCUAAAAACAGUACUUCAUCGAAUUUAUGGCAAAUUCCUUGGAUUAAGAGCAUUCAUCAGGAAACAAAUCAACAAUAUUUUUCUCAGGUUUAUAUAUGAAACAGAACAUUUCAAUGGUGUUGCUGAGCUACUUGAGAUACUGGGAAGUAUUAUCAAUGGUUUUGCAUUGCCACUGAAAGCUGAACAUAAACAGUUCCUUCUGAAGGUUCUUAUUCCCAUGCAUACUGCAAAGGGAUUAGCUUUAUUUCACGCACAGCUGGCAUACUGUGUUGUUCAGUUCUUGGAAAAAGAUAUGACAUUAACAGAGCCGGUUAUCAGAGGACUGCUGAAAUUUUGGCCAAAAAUAUACAGCCAGAAAGAGGUCAUGUUUUUAGGUGAAAUUGAAGAAAUUCUGGAUGUAAUAGAACCAACACAGUUCAAAAAAAUACAAGAGCCUCUUUUUAAACAGAUAGCAAAAUGUGUGUCAAGUUCACAUUUUCAGAUUGCAGAAAGGGCUCUGUACUUUUGGAAUAAUGAAUACAUUCUUGGUCUGAUUGAAGAGAACAUUGAUACAAUUUUGCCAAUUAUGUUUGGCAGUUUAUAUAAGAUCUCCAAAGAACACUGGAAUCCGACCAUUGUAGCAUUAGUAUAUAAUGUGCUGAAAACACUGAUGGAUAUGAAUGGGAAACUAUUUGAUGAACUCACAAGCACUUACAAAGCAGAAAGACAAAGAGAGAAGAAGAAAGAAUUAGAACGUGAAGAAUUGUGGAAAAAGCUGGAAGAGCUCAGACUCAGCAGAACGUUGUCUAACCAGCCAAGUAAUACCUCCUCCUCUCUGACAAAUAUACCAAAUGAUAGUGCCAAGUGAGUGUGAAAAAGCCUGUUUGUGAGGCAUAUCUUUUGUACACAGAUUUUUUUUUUUUACAAAAAAUGUAAAAAAUGCAGAAGAGAAACCUCAUCAGUAUCUUUGAAAUGGCCAUCCCACCCACAAAAUGUAAAUGAAAUUUUUUUGAAUUGAAAUACAGUAAUUGAAUGUGAUAUUAUUUCUCAUAGCAUAUUGUAAAUUUGUCUCUAAUCAUUGCUAUAUUGUCAACUCUGACAUCUCACAGAAAGGAAUUUUAUCAUCCAUGAAGUGUUUGAUUUAAUUAUGGGAACGGUGAAAUUUUGACUUGAAGUUUUUUUUUUCUUUUUUAAUUGUGUUGCACUUAGGCAUAGAUGUCAGGCAGCUUACAUUUUCUCCCUAUGUGCUUUUCAUAGUGCUGCAGCCUUUGGCUGAGACUCAGGAAGAGACUUCUAGCUUUACUGUUUUUCCUGAAAUGAAACUGAUAAUCUAGUAUCAAGUUGAUGGGAUUGACUCCCAUGAAGCUUGGUGGGGUUUGCUUCUGAAUAAACGUGUAUCACUUGAGUUGAAUUUGCCCAUUACAAUAUCACGGGUCAGGCUAUUUUAUAAGAAUGUUUAGUUUAGACAGAUUAAGAUUCAAAAUUAUAUGAGGAACCUUUUCAAGUAGAAAAGACUUGUUACAGAGGUGGGUAGAGUGGGCUAUAUAAAUGGAUAGAGACAGGGAAAGGGAGUAAGAUCAGGUUAGCUGCAUUGGGCUUCUCCCUCAGAUAAUUGUAACUUGGACAGGACUUGGGCUGCAUUAUGUGUUUUGCUUCAGCAGUUACGUGAGCUCUGAAUGAGGAAAAAUUGUUAACUUUUAAUAAAGAAUUAUUCAUAUAGUUCUUAUGCUUCCUCUUAGAAAAGAUUCAGUAAUCAUGUUUCUGUUCCCAUAACUAAACAUUGGAAUCUUUCAAUU